AUGGCGCUCUUGGGUCGCUCAGAAGUUGUACCAGCCGAUGAUAAUCAAGGUACUACUAACAAGCCCAUUCCCAAAGUCUACUUUAUCAUUGCUGUCAUUGCAGUACUCUUCUUGGUGGCAGCAAGGAUAUGCGUCUUGCGAAGCAGAAACCGACCUUUCACAGACUUCUUCUCUCCCAGGCGGUCAAGUCCUCUCACAGAAUUAUUCUCUGCCAGGCCAUCAAAUCCUUACGACAACUCUCAGGCUCCCGAAGACCAUACAUUCAGCUCUUCAUAUCAACCCUCUCAUCGGAUAUAUCGUCCUACCCCUCCUCCAUCAGUUCAUCACCAUGAUCGCAGAGUCAAUGCUGCGGAUACUGAUUCUGCCGGGCGCAGAAUUGGAGGCCCUGAUGAUUCAGAUUGGGAUGGGAAAGAUAUACUUCCUGCCUACAAUAAAUAUGAUCGCCCUCCCAAGUACGACUUCGGUGGAGUGCCACCCACUCAAGGAUAUACAGCAUCUGCUGAGAAUUACCCACGCAACCACACAGUUGCGGCAAGCACUGAAGCCACUCCUGUUGUAGAAGAUCAAUCUGUGGCUUCUUUAAGGACUGGUCCUUCUGAUGGAGAUGAUCCCACUCUGCCUGCGCCGCGCCAUGAGGCAUCUACAUAG
Molecule: messenger RNA, 648 nt
Organism: Suillus subaureus
Lineage: Eukaryota; Fungi; Basidiomycota; Agaricomycetes; Boletales; Suillaceae
Exons: 3
Coding region: 1-648 (215 amino acids)
Source: RefSeq, a predicted model, not a curated record